AACAAACAGUCGCGUUUUAUCAAACAAAAAAACAAAAAAAUCCAACAAUGCCUAGGAUAGCAUUGAUUAAUUAAAAAACACAAUAUUUUCGUUUUCAUACCAACAAGUGUUCUUAUACGAUCUCUUAUUUUGCAAAAAUAGAUAAAUGAAAACUAAAUUCAAAAGUAACGUUAGACUGCAAUUGUAAUAAACUGUGCCAGUGACCGAAAAAAAGAUUCUCCUUGUAUUAAAAACGAAGUUAUUGUGAUUAUAAUUAGAUUAUGACCUUUAUGCCUUAAAGGAGAGUUUUGUGAUCUAUAUGAUAAACGAAAUGAAUUUUUUCCCUUUCAAUUGCUCGAGAGAUAUAUAAAUAAAUGAAAAACCAGAUGUUAAUCGCCCACAUAACAAGAGAAAUGAAUGAUGAAAGUAGCGGUAGUAUAUUUGCUUAAAAUCUAACUAAGGCAAGUGCAAAAAGAGAAAUCGCAAGCAAUCAAGGACAAUUUUACAGAAUUUCUCCACACUUACAAGCAAUAUCUCUUGAUAAAGUGGAUUUAUUAUGAAUGAAAGAAUCUCGUAAAAUUGAGCAUAAAAUAAAAUUAACAGAGAAAAAUGAGUCAAUCUACGAUAUCUUGCUUGCCAGUGCAAGCAAGAAUGUCGAAAGCGAAAAAAGUAUUGGACGAGGCGCGUGAAACCCAAAAUCGUGAAAUUGAUUUAGUGGAUAAGGGCAUCAACUCCUUUGAGGAGUUGCCUGGUUUAUUCAAUAUGUCCAACAUCACACGUCUCACAUUAAGCCACAAUAAAAUCAGUUUGAUAAAUCCUGGAAUUGCCAAUCUUUUGAAUUUAGAAAUUCUCAAUUUAUCCAAUAAUCAUUUACGUGAACUGCCCGUUUCUUUGUCGUCUAUGCCCAAACUACGUAUACUCAAUGUAUCUAUUAAUCGCUUAGAUAGCUUGCCUCGAGGCUUUGGUGCUUUUCCGGUUCUAGAAGUACUCGAUUUAUCGUACAAUAACCUUAACGAAAAGGUUCUACCCGGCAAUUUCUUUAUGAUUGAAACUUUAAGAGCCCUAUAUUUGGGAGACAAUGAUUUCGAGUACAUACCUAAAGGUUUGGGUAAUCUUAAGAAUUUACAAAUUUUGGGUUUACGCGAUAACGAUCUGCUCGAGCUGCCUAGAGAAAUUGGGGAGUUGACCCGUCUUAGAGAAUUGCAUAUACAAAAUAAUCGCUUGCAAGUAUUGCCUCCUGAAGUAGCCCAACUCGAUUUAUUGGGAAGUAAAUCAGUAAUGAAAAUGGAAGAAAAUCCGUGGGUGCAACCAAUAGCUGAACAAUAUUUGUUAGGUAUAAGUCAUGUCAUCGAAUACAUUAAGACGGAGACGUAUAAAAUUAUAUAUAACCGUCACAUGCAAAGCGGCCGAAGUGGCCCUGCCCCACCUAAAGCUGAUAAAAGUAAAAAAGCUUCACGCGUACGAGCCUAAAAAUUUAAUCUUUUUGCAGAAUAACAACGUGACGUGCUUUAAAGUUCGCAGCAAAAUACUAAGCAUUUUUAAUCCAUAUAUUAAUCUUUUGAUGACGAUUAACCAUUAAUAAUUAUUUUUUUUAUUAAUAUUUAACAGUCUAUAAUAAAUGGCAAUGAAUUCAUUUUAUAUUUUGUAAUCUAAAUCUAAAUAUUGAUUCAUUCAAUAUGGAAUCGUUUGUAUAAAUGACCUAUCAAAAUUUGUUAAAGCGGUUACAGGUUGAACAAUGGAAUUGAAAGAUAACGACCUGCACCUAUAUAAACUGACUUCAUUUGAAAAGGAAUAUAAGUAAGACGGUUUCUCACUAUAAACCAUUGAUAAUUCGCAACUUCCAGAAGCAAUCUUCUUUGAAAUUGGCAAUAGCAGGACUACUCCUGAUCAAUAUGAUUUGUUGUUAACUAAACACUAACAACAAGCAAACAUUCUUAGAAGAAUACACUUAUCUUCUCCCUCUCC
This is a messenger RNA of Glossina fuscipes, 1944 nucleotides long. It is a transcript of the gene ics, whose product is annotated as ras suppressor protein 1. Gene Ontology annotation, molecular function: protein binding. Lineage: Eukaryota; Metazoa; Arthropoda; Insecta; Diptera; Glossinidae. Bases 589 to 1449 code for a protein of 286 amino acids. The record is from RefSeq and is a predicted model, not a curated record. The transcript is spliced from 3 exons.